This is a messenger RNA of Daphnia pulex (common water flea), 2139 nucleotides long. RefSeq lists its product as uncharacterized. The record is from RefSeq and is a predicted model, not a curated record. Bases 406 to 1905 code for a protein of 499 amino acids. NCBI's taxonomy places the organism in Eukaryota, Metazoa, Arthropoda, Branchiopoda, Diplostraca, Daphniidae. The transcript is spliced from 4 exons.
GCUGUAUUGCAGUCGACGAGGACGAGGAAAAAAACCGUUAGAAAGUUUCUCGUACUUCUGCAGGGAAGACCUCGUCAAUGAGAGCUCAAGAAUCUAAGUAAAAAUUUCGUUAAGUUUUAACUUUUUCUACUUAAGAACUGUUUUCUUCUCAUGUCAACACGAAGAAUCAAGUUCCCCCCAUUUUGAAGACUGCUUCCAAUUUAUCUUCUACAUAGCUGGGAUUUGUUCCUACUGAAUGUUUGUUUCUUCUAACAUCAACAAGGAGUAUCAAGUACAUUUCCCACUGUAUUUGAAGACUGCUUCCAAUUGAUCUUCCAUCUAGCUGGCAUUUGUUUUAUUUUUACAUCAAAUUAGCAGAACAGUACUGACUACAGACCGUCUGACCAACCCAAAGCACGGUAGACCAUGGGUUCUAAAAGGAACAGAGGAACUGAGGAACAUAAUGCCUCUAAGAAGAUGAAGAUGGAUUUUCUUCAGGAAGAUGAAAGCCUUGUCCCUGUGAAGUUGAAUGAUUCAUGUGGACAUGAAGUACGAUUGAAAGCUACUGGCAACUUGUCUUCGUGUCAGCAGCACAGGUGUGCAGAAACUCAUUCGCCUAUUGAAGAUCGUUCAGCCGAGUCCGAUAUAAUUUUCCCACUGUACCAAAGUUUCCGGCUUAUGAAAACGAACGAGAAGACUAAGAAUUCGACUCCACCAAACGAAGACAUUGAUACAGAAGAGGCCAUUGAAGAACUUGAAUGGAAUGGUGCUGGUUUCGUUUUUUGUGGAAAUUUAGCCGCUCAAGAACACGGGUGGCGUUUCUGGAAAAAGGCCAUCAAGUUACGAGAAAGGAAUCACAUUCCAAAGGCCAUUCUGAUUCAAUCGGAAAGUGAAAAGAUGGCUUGUUCCAAUACUUCUGAAUUUCAAUCAAUGGAAGCACUCGAAAUGUUGUUUUGGCAGAGUCGAAGGCAUUGGUGUAUGCAAGCAUAUUUAAUCGCUCGGCGUAUUUCGAAGAAAUGUGACUGCUUUCCGAAUAGAUUUGUCGUCUACCAUUUGUUCAAAUCCGCUCUUCAACGAUGGGAAAAACGCAAGAUACCUCGUCACCGCGCUUUCACCACUUCCCUCCACCUGUUUGAGCUGUUUGGGGAAACAGAGUUUUUGGAUACUCUAGUCCGCAAUGAAACGAAGUCGGAAGAUGUGGUCCACUCAACGUUCACCGAAUUCUUCAACACCCUGAGGGACCCACAACGGAUUAAAACCGAACUGGCUACAGUAUUGACAUACGACAAUUUGAUGACUUGCCUGGUUUUUUCUUUCGUAUACCAGGUGAAAGUUCACGAUGGCGCUCCAAUUGAUCAAAUCAUUUUGAAUCCUAAUCUAGUGAUCAAGUCAAAAGCCGAAAAGCUAGAAGAAAUUUCCCAGUUGAUUCUUGUUAUUCUUAAACUGAUGGUGUCGAUGCCAGUAUCGGAAGCUGAAAGUGAAAGAUUGAAGAGUCAGCUAGAAAUGUACAUCAACAUCUUUGAACUUAAGCGGGCAAAUGUUAAACCAAACCUCUUGCUUAGAGUAUGCACGUCGCACCAAGGAACACCCAACGAGUUCAAGUUGAUCAAGCUGUUGCUGAAAGCAGGAGCGGAUCCCAACGCUCUAGAUAAUCAUCGCCGCUCUCCUCUACACAUUCUGACGAUGAAAGAACAAGCUUAUUCUCAUAUGUGGCGUUCAAAUUCCUAUUUAACUCGUGCUCAAGACUUCACUUCGGUGGUUGGAGCGUUUCUGGAUGGAACUUUCAAGGAUACUCAAGUCGAUGUGUAUGGAAAAACCGCUUUGGAAUAUAUUAACAUUCCCAUCACAAAAUACCCGAAUACGAAACUAUGCCGGAUGGUAGGCAAUUUCUUUUUCACCCGUUAUCUUGAUUCUCUGCGAAAGUAGCUCGAAGGCUUACUGUUGUGAAAUUUAACCUCCAUCAGUUCAGUUUAUGGUUUUUAAAGACUAGUUCGUUUCAAAACGGUUAGAUUUGCGAUGCUCUGUAUUUUUGAAGUUGGACUGUUUUCCUCGUUUGUGUUUACAUAAAUUGUACAAAAAUUUGUCUUAUUGUUACGGGAUUGUCCGUGUGAAUCGUACCAACCCAUUGCUUUUGGAUUAAUAAAACAUGUGAAUAGCUCA